CGUUCACGGAAAGAAGCCAAGCCCAAGGCACUUUUUGUUGACGAAUGCAAAAAUUGGGCGUUGACCUACCGGUUGCGGAAGUACUUGUUGACAAUAUAUUCUUGUCGAAGAUCAAGUAAAGAUGGAUGUUCAACCUCGGGAUAUUAAAGUUUUGGACAGUGUAGAGGAUAUACAAGAGAGGAGAGAGCAAGUUCUUAACUAUUAUACACAGUUUAAACAGGAGGCUCGAGUUAAGCGUCAAAAACUUGAAGAUGCCAGAUGUUUCCAGUAUUUCAAACGGGAUGCAGAUGAAUUGGAAUCCUGGAUUAUUGAAAAACUACAAGUUGCUUCUGAUGAAAAUUACAAAGAUCCGACAAAUCUACAGGCAAAGAUCCAAAAACAUCAAGCAUUUGAAGCAGAGGUUGCUGCUCAUGGGAAUGCAGUUCUAGUGUUGGACUCUAGUGGAAUGGAAAUGAUUAACAGGAACCACUUUGCCUCUGAAAUAAUCAAGAAACGACUGGAAGAGCUACAUGCACUGUGGGAGCUCUUGUUAUCAAGGCUUUCUGAAAAAGGUCUAAAGUUGCACCAAGCUUUACAGUUGGUUCAAUUCCUCAGACAGUGUGACGAAGUCAUGUUCUGGAUCAAUGAUAAAGAAACUUUUGUUACAACAGAAGAAUUUGGUCUGGAUCUUGAACAUGUUCAAGUACUACAGCGAAAAUUUGAUGAGUUCCAGAAGGACAUGGCAAGCCAGGAGUUUCGAGUUAGUGAAGUGAAUGAACUUGGGGACGGUCUUAUCAAGGAAGGUCAUCCGGAUGAAGCUGUGAUCCAGAAGAAGAAGGAGGAAUUGCAUGAUGCAUGGCAGAGACUGAAAGCAUUGACACUUCUGCGUCAAGAAAAGUUGUUUGGAGCACAUGAAAUUCAACGCUUUAACAGAGAUGCAGAUGAAACAAUUGCUUGGAUCACAGAGAAGGACUUGGUACUCUCUUCUGAUGAGUAUGGUCGGGAUCUGGUCAGCGUCCAAACACUUCAACGAAAACAUGAAGGGAUUGAGAGAGAUUUGGCGGCCUUGGAAGAUAAGGUGAUGACAAUUGGGCAAGAAGCUGAACGACUCUGUGCCAAUCACGAAGACCACGCAGACCAAAUACAAUCCAAACACUCAGAAAUAGUGUCCAACUGGGAGAUGCUCAAGGCUAAGGGUCAAGAACGACGUCAGCGACUGGAUGAAUCGUAUUACUUACAUCGUUUUCUGGCAGAUUUCAGAGAUCUUGUUUCUUGGAUCAAUGACAUGAAAAGCAUCAUUUCGGCUGAUGAACUUGCUAAAGAUGUAGCUGGAGCUGAAGCACUACUAGAGAGACACCAAGAACACAGGGGAGAGAUUGAUGCUAGACAAGACAGUUUUCGUGGCACUGUGGAAGCUGGUCAGAGGUUACUGGAUGAAGAUCAUUUUGCUGUUAAUGAAGUUAAGGAGAAACUGGUGACUUUGAACUUUGAAAAACAAGGUUUGCAGUCACUGUGGGAAGAAAGAAGGAUUCUCUAUGAACAGUGUAUGGAUCUUCAGUUGUUUUAUCGUGACACAGAACAAGCAGAUACGUGGAUGGCUAAACAAGAGGCCUUUUUAGCAAAUGUAGAUCUCGGGGAUUCUUUGGAUUCUGUAGAAGCCUUGAUAAAAAAACACGAGGAUUUUGAGAAAUCUCUUGCUGCUCAAGAAGAGAAAAUCAAAGCACUGGAUGAGUUUGCCACUAAACUCAUUGAGGGGCAACAUUAUGCUGCUGAUGAUGUUGCCCAACGAAGGGCUGCUCUGCUUGAACGACGUCUGGCUCUUCAGGAAAAAUCAGCAUACCGACGAUCGAUGCUAGAGGAUUCUUUCAGUCUGCAGCAGUUUGAAAGAGACUGUGAUGAAACAAAGGGAUGGAUCAGUGAAAAAUUGAAGACUGCUCUGGAUGAUAGUUACUUGGACCCAACCAAUUUGAAUGGCAAGGUUCAAAAACAUCAAAACUUUGAACAAGAACUAAAUGCCAACAAAAGUAGAAUUGAUGAAAUUACAAGCACAGGACAGGAAUUGAUUGAUAGCAACCACUAUGCCUCAGACCAUAUUGGUAAAAGAAUGAACGAAAUAAUCGAACUCUGGGAGUCCUUGAAAGAUGCAACUUCCAAGAAGGGAACCAAAUUGGACGAAGCUUCUGCCCAGCUGCAAUUUAACCGUGGAGUUGAAGACCUGGAGAUAUGGUUAUCUGAAAUUGAAGGCCAGCUGAUGUCUGAAGAUUAUGGGAAGGAUCUUACUAGUGUACAAAACCUGCUAAAGAAACAAAGUCUGCUGGAAGCUGAUGUGGCCUCUCACCAGGAUCGAAUAGAUGGUAUUAUCAUUCAAGCAAACAAUUUUGUUGAAAGAGGACAUUUUGAUGGAGAAUCAAUCAAAGCAAAGCAAGUAGCUUUAAUUGAAAGAUACAACGCUGUCCAUCAGCCCAUGGCAGCUCGCCGACAGCGUCUCAAUGAUUCCCUCAGAGUUCAACAGUUUUUUAGAGACAUGGAAGAUGAAGAAACUUGGAUAAGAGAGAAGGAACCAAUAGCAGCUUCGACUAACAGAGGUCGAGACUUGAUUGGUGUACAGAACCUCAUAAAGAAGCAUCAAGCAGUACUUGCAGAAAUAAACAACCAUGAGCACAGAAUUGACAAUGUUUGUCAGACUGGAGAGGAUAUGUUUAAUGAAGGUCAUUUUGCUGCUGAUGAUAUUCGUAAGAGGGUAGACUUGCUCAAAGAAAAGUGGGUGCAGCUGAAGGAUAAAGCCCACCAGCGUAAAGAGGACCUCGGCAACUCUCUUCAGGCACACCAGUACUUUGCUGAUGCUAAUGAGGCUGAAUCAUGGAUGAGAGAAAAAGAGCCAAUUGUUGGGAGUCAAGAUUUUGGAAAAGAUGAAGAUUCUGCUGAGGCAUUGUUGAAGAAACAUGACGCUCUCAUGGCUGAUCUUGAAGCUUUUGGUAACACCGUCUUGUCUUUGAAAGAUCAGGCUCAAUCGUGUCGACAACAAGAAACUCCAGUGAUUGAUCAAGCUGGAAAAGAGUUUGUUAUGGCUCUGUACGACUACAUGGAGAAGAGUCCCCGUGAAGUAUCUAUGAAGAAAGGAGAUGUCCUCACAUUACUUAACAGUAAUAACAAGGACUGGUGGAAAGUAGAAGUUAAUGAUCGCCAAGGAUUUGUUCCAGCUGCUUACGUUAAAAAAAUGGAAGCUGGUCUGUCGUCCAGUCAACAGCAUUUGGCAGAUGCCAACAGUGUCUCGGCUCGUCAGUCCCAGAUUGAGGCUCAGUACGAGAACCUUUUGUCGUUGGGUUGGGAGCGCCAUCAAAAGCUGGAAGAGACCUGCAAAGCUUAUCAGUUAGUACGAGAAGCUGCAGAACUAGGACAGUGGAUCAAAGAUAAGGAACAAGUUGCUCAAGUUCAAGAAGUCGGAGAAGACCUCGAACAAGUAGAAGUGCUUCAAAAGAAGUUUGAUGAUUUCCAGUCAGACUUGAAAUCAAAUGAAAUUCGUUUAGCAGAGAUGAAUGAAAUAGCUACUCAGCUGAUAAGUUUAGGUCAGACUGAAGCUGCUGAUAAAAUCCAGACUCAAGUAGAUGACUUGAACCAGCAAUGGCAGAGCCUACAGCUGUUGACAUCUGAGCGAGCCACUCAGCUUGGAUCAGCUCAUGAAGUCCAGAGGUUUCAACGUGAUGUUGACGAGACUAAAGAUUGGAUUCAAGAAAAAGACGAGGCCUUAAACACCGACGAUUAUGGUCAUGACUUGCGCAGUGUACAGACCCUUCAGAGGAAGCAUGAAGGCCUGGAGCGUGACUUAGCAGCAUUGGGGGAUAGGAUUAAACAACUAGAUGAAACAGCCAGUCGACUGAUACAAACCCACCCUGAAUCGGCAGACACCAUAGAUGCUAAACGAAAAGAGAUCAAUGAAGAAUGGACACAACUCACUGCUAAAGCUAAUGCACGUAAAGAAAAACUAUUGGACUCGUAUGAUUUACAGAGAUUCCUGGCAGAUUAUAGGGACCUGAUGUCGUGGAUAACAAGUAUGAUGAGUCUUGUGUCUUCAGAUGAACUAGCAAAUGAUGUCACUGGAGCAGAAGCCUUGCUCGAGCGUCAUCAGGAACACAGGACCGAAAUAGAUGCUCGUGCUGGGACCUUUCAGGCCUUUGAAACCUUUGGACACAAACUAUUAGAAGGUGGUCACUAUGCUAGUGUAGAAAUCCAGGAGAAACUUGAAACGGUGCAAGAAGCUCAUAAAGAGAUGGAAGAUGCAUGGCAUGCUCGACGUGUAAAAUUGGAUCAGUGUCUGGAGCUUCAACUUUUCUAUCGAGACUGUGAACAAGCUGAGAACUGGAUGGCUAGCCGAGAGGCAUUCCUCAGUUCAGAUGAUAUGGGAGGCGACAAUGUAGAGGCCCUUAUCAAGAAACACGAGGAUUUUGACAAGGCUAUUCAAGCUCAAGAAGAGAAGAUUGUAGCCUUGGCUCAAAUGGCCGGUCAGCUUAUUGCCGGUGACCACUAUGACUCUAAUGCUAUCAGUGAUAAAAAGGACCAAGUUCUGGAGAGGUGGCACCACCUGAAGGAAGCUUUGAUUGACAAGAGGUCUAAGCUGGGAGAGUCGCAGACUUUACAGCAGUUCAGUAGAGAGGCUGAUGAGAUCGAGAACUGGAUUGGAGAAAAGCUCCAGAUGGUGAUAGACGAAUCUUACAAAGAUCCUGCCAACAUUCAGACCAAACACCAGAAACAUCAGGCAUUCGAAGCUGAACUUGCAGCUAAUGCAGAGAGAAUUCAGACCGUUCUGGGAAUGGGACAAAACUUGAUAGACAGACGUCGGUGCGCUGGCUCAGAAGAUGCUGUCAGAGCUCGACUUGUUUCCAUUGCUGAUCAGUGGGAGUAUCUAACUCAGAAGUCUUCAGAGAAAAGUAUGAAACUUAAAGAAGCAAACAAACAAAGAACAUUCAAUGCAGCUGUCAAAGAUAUUGACUUUUGGUUGGGGGAGGUUGAAUCCUUGUUGAAGUCUGAAGAUUCAGGAAAGGACUUAGCAUCGGUGCAGAACCUAAUUAAAAAACACCAACUUGUAGAGGCUGAUAUUACAGCCCAUGAGGAUCGAAUCAGAGACAUGAACAGUCUAGCAGAUAGCUUGAUAGAGUCCGAACAGUUUGAUGCAGCAUCUGUGCAAGAAAAGCGCAAUUCCAUAAAUGAACGAUACGAGCGGGUAAAGAGUCUUGCAGCACAUCGUCGUUCCCGAUUGAAUGAAGCCAACACGCUCCAUCAGUUCUUUAGAGAUAUUGCUGAUGAGGAAUCUUGGAUUAAAGAGAAGAAACUGUUGGUCAGUUCAGAUGAUUAUGGUCGAGACUUGACUGGAGUCCAGAACUUGAAGAAAAAGCACAAGCGACUGGAAGCUGAAUUGGCAUCUCACGAACCUGCUAUUGAGGCCGUGCAAGAGGCUGGUCACAAACUUAUGGAAGAGUCAAACCUUGGUGUACCAGAAAUAGAACAAAGGCUUGAAGCUCUAGAACUGGCUUGGCUUGAAUUAAAGGAGAUGUCUAGAGAUCGGGGCCACAAGUUAGAUGAGUCACUCACGUAUCAACAGUUUCUGGCGAAGGUAGAAGAAGAGGAGGCUUGGAUUUCAGAGAAACAGCAGUUGUUGUGUGUCGAAGAUUAUGGUGACACCAUGGCUGCAGUUCAGGGACUAAUCAAGAAACAUGAAGCAUUUGAAUCUGAUUUUUCUGUACAUCGUGAGCGAUGUACAGAUAUCACCCAGGCUGGCGAACAGCUGGUGGCUGUGGGAAAUCACCACUCGGACAGUAUCAGUGAGCGUCUUCAGCAGUUGCAGAACCGUCUGAAGUCGUUGGAAAACAGUGCAGUGAAUCGCAAGAACAAACUGAAGGAUAAUUCUGCUUAUUUGCAGUUCAUGUGGAAGGCUGAUGUUGUGGAAAGUUGGAUUGCUGACAAAGAAGUUCGUGUAAAAUCAGAGGAUUAUGGACGUGAUCUAUCUUCUGUACAAACUCUUCUGACAAAGCAGGAAACAUUUGAUGCUGGUUUGACAGCUUUUGAACAAGAGGGAAUUCAAAACAUCACUCAGCUCAAAGAUCAGUUGAUUUCUGCAGGGCAUGAACAAUCUCCCGCAAUUCUGAAACGUCACAGUAAUGUGAUGGAACGUUGGAACAACCUCUUGGGAGCUUCAGAAGCUCGAAAACACCACUUGUUGAAAAUGCAAGGACAGUUUAAACAGAUUGAGGACCUCUUUCUUACGUUUGCUAAGAAAGCUUCGUCUUUCAACAGCUGGUUUGAAAAUGCAGAAGAAGAUCUUACAGACCCUGUUCGCUGUAACUCAAUUGAGGAAAUAAAGGCUCUACAAGAAGCUCACGGCCAAUUUCAAGCAUCGCUAAGCACAGCUCGGGCAGAUUUUGAAACUUUGGCUCAGCUUGACAAACAGAUCAAAAGCUUCAACGUUGGACCUAACCCAUACACCUGGUUUACCAUGGAGACCCUUGAAGAUACUUGGAAUAGUUUACAGAACAUCAUAAAGGAACGAGAUACUGAACUGUCUAAGGAAAUGCUGCGACAGGAAGAAAAUGACCAGCUUAGAAAAGAAUUUGCCAGAUAUGCAAAUGCUUUCCAUGGAAUGCUAACAGACAUAAGAAUGUGGUUACUUGAUGGAUCAUCGAUGAUGGAAGGUUCGGGUACAUUGGAAGCCCAGCUGGAAGCAACUAAGAGUAAAGCAGCUGAAGUACGAACAAAACGAGAAGACCUGAAGAAGAUCGAGGAUCUAGGGGCUCAGCUAGAGGAACAUCUAAUUCUUGACAACCGUUACACCGAACACAGUACUGUAGGCUUAGCUCAGCAAUGGGAUCAGUUAAACCAGCUGGGUAUGCGAAUGCAGCAUAACCUUGAACAACAAAUACAGGCACGCAACCAGAGUGGUGUGUCAGAAGAUGCUUUGAAGGAGUUUAGCAUGAUGUUCAAGUAA
Messenger RNA from Limulus polyphemus (Atlantic horseshoe crab), 6955 nucleotides. RefSeq names its product spectrin alpha chain-like. The transcript has 47 exons. Gene Ontology annotation, biological process: actin cytoskeleton organization. Gene Ontology annotation, molecular function: actin filament binding. Lineage: Eukaryota; Metazoa; Arthropoda; Merostomata; Xiphosura; Limulidae. The record is from RefSeq and is a predicted model, not a curated record. The coding region runs from base 122 to 6955 and encodes 2277 amino acids. Gene Ontology annotation, cellular component: cell junction; cell projection; cortical actin cytoskeleton.